This is a messenger RNA of Melanotaenia boesemani (Boeseman's rainbowfish), 3778 nucleotides long. It is a transcript of the gene prrc1, whose product is annotated as proline-rich coiled-coil 1. The record is from RefSeq and is a predicted model, not a curated record. Gene Ontology annotation, cellular component: cytoplasm. The transcript has 9 exons. Gene Ontology annotation, molecular function: protein kinase A regulatory subunit binding. The coding region runs from base 209 to 1489 and encodes 426 amino acids. Gene Ontology annotation, biological process: activation of protein kinase A activity. Lineage: Eukaryota; Metazoa; Chordata; Actinopteri; Atheriniformes; Melanotaeniidae.
GUGGCAACAGACAACGUCAUCAAAAGUUGUCGGUGGUUCUUUCUUCAUGGGUGAGCUGUGCGGGUCCGUCUAGCUGGGAAAACUGAUCCAGCAGACCAGGUUCUGAUAUUACAGUAGACCUGGAGCCGCUUCGUAUCAACAUAUCGUUCAUUUCACCUCUUCGUUGCAGCCAUACUCUGGGCUGAAGUUAAUCUGCACGUCUGAGAAGAUGAUGGAAGAAAGUGGGAUUGAGACGACUCCUCCAGCCAGCCCGACUCCUCUGACGGUGGCUGCCGGCGUCAGCUCCCCGCCCAUCACCGCAGGUCUGUCCAGUCCUCUGCCUGUCCUGGGCAGCAGCUCCGUCUCCAUUGGCUCGUCCUUAGGCUCCACCCCCCUCCCUACUGUUACCUCCCUCAGUGGACCUCUGACCAUGCCCUCCCAGUUUGCCCCUGCUCCUUUCACCAGCGGCUCUCCCUUCCCUCCCUCUGCCUCACCCUCCUUGCCACCCAUGGCCUCUUCCAUCCGACUUCCUCCAGCAGCCGGCAUGUCGGCCCCUCCCGUAGGCCCGCCCACAUCUAGCUUCUCCAUGAGUGCAGGCUAUGACAUCACACGAGGUCAUGCCAUGCGAACACCUCAGACGCCGCUGAUGCCGACAUUCUCCAGCCCGUCUGCCAUGCCAGGAAUGGUAUCCAGCACCAUGGUUCAGCAGCCAGCUACCACAGGAGGUCUGGAUCCUGGCUCUCCCAUCACCUUCCCAGAGGAGCAGGAGGAUCCCCGAGUGUCUGGAGACACCAACCCUGGUGGAGGCAUCUGGGGCUUUUUCAAGGGAGUAGCAGGUAACCCUGUGGUGAAGACUGUCCUGGAUAAAACCAAACACUCUGUGGAGUCCAUGAUCACCACUCUGGACCCCGGCAUGGCCCCGUACAUCAAGUCUGGGGGGGACAUCGAUAUCGUGGUGGCUUCGGAUAAGGAGAUGAACGUGGAGGCGGUCAGAGAUGCCUUCCAGGAAGUCUUUGGGUUGGCGAUGGUCACCGGUGAGCCCAGUCAGUCCAAUAUCGCCCCCCAGCCGGUGGGCUACGCCGCUGGUGUCAAGGGGGCUCAGGAGCGUACCGACAGCCUGCGGCGAGCUGGUGUGAUCCAUGAGAAGCAACCUGUGGUCUCUUUGGAAAACUUCAUCGCAGAACUUUUCCCUGACAAGUGGUUUGACAUUGGCUGUUUAAUCCUGGACGACCCUGGUCACAGCAUCCACAUCGAGGUCUUCACUCAGGCGACUCCUCUGGCUCUGAAUCACAUCCAGCAGGCUCAGUCCCUGACCCCCCCUGACUACAGUCUGCGCUGGUCCGGCCUGGUGGUCACGGUGGGAGAGGUCCUGGAGCGCAGCUUGCCCAACAUCAACAGGACCGACUGGCACCAGGCCAUGACGGGAAUGAGCCAGCGGCAGAUGAUCCAGAGUGCUGCCAGAGCUCUGGCUGGACUCUACAAGCAGCAGCUGCCUCCCAGGACUAUCUGAGGCUCAACGCUCCACGUUCUGAAGACGGAGACGAACUGGAGGAUUAACUAGCUGAUGGGACAGGUCUACCCUCCAUCUGUCCUGUCAGGAAAACUGAAUACACAUUUCUGCAAAGGUUUUUACAUUGGUGCCACAUUCCAGUGUGUUACUUAUUAAAUCAAUACUGUCUCAUGCUUUAAAGAAAGUAUGAAGUAACCAUGUCUUCACCCUCCUACUCAUCAUUUACAUGGACGUCAUUAACUCGUUGUGAUGUUUUUGUCCUGUUAGUGAGGUCUUAUGUCCCAGUUGUACUCCAGUUAUCAGCUGAGAAAUGUGGACAGACGCCCUGAUGACUGGGUUAGUUGUACAAGAAAGCAAGCAAGAGAAGACAGUUUCCUCCCAUUACUGCCAGUUUCACAUUUGCAUCAGAUGUGUUUCCAGACCUUUCCUGAGCUUUCUGCCAUCCUUUUUUUCCUCUGCUGUAAAUAAAACCUCCGUGUCAGCGUCUCAGUGCCACACCGGAGGAUUCAUGCUUAACAGGUUUUAUAUAUUUACUAUCUACACUGGCAUCCAAAGGUUUGGGCACCCCUGGUGGUAAAAUGUCCGUUCCCACUAAUGAUUCAGCGAGUGUAAGAUGAAAUUAGUUAAAGAUGACAGACUCUAGAGAACCAAAUUCCUCUUACAAAAACAUCACAGGUCAAUCAUUUAUUCCACUUUUUUCCUGCUCAAAUUAAUAAAUUAUCUUAAGUUUUAUAUAAAAUGACCAAAUGUGCAGUUUUUCAGAUUUGAAGACUUUAAAUGCCAAUUUAGUUACAUGAUUUCACUGUUUUUAUGGAGAAAAAAAAAACCCUGUAAAAAAAACAUUUUUAUUUUAUUUAUAACUAGUAUGUUAGAAGACAAAGAGCCAGAAUGUCAUGAAAACACCUGUCUAGUUCUUAAGCACGGCAGGGGAUGAAUCAUGUUAAGGGUUUGUGUUGCAGCCAACAGCACAGGCAGCGUUUCACUGGCAGAGGGAAAAUGGAUUCAGUAAAAUAGACAAUGAUCCCAAACACCUCAAAAUCCAAAACUCAAGGUCCAAACUCAAAGUUUUACCAUGGCCUUCCCCAUCCUGACACUAGCAUCACUGAAAUUUCCUUAAACCAGAGCAGAAAGACACAUGUCAUGCUUUCUUUUCAUAAACGGUAAAUGGUCUGUACUUAUAUGGCGCUUUUACCGAAAGCGCUCUACUUGUACGUCACAUUCACCCAUUUACACACACAUCCACAGCGGAAGCUGCCAUGCAAGGCGCUCAACCGCGACCCAUCAGGAGCAAUUAGGGACACCUGGACGUGAGCUCUGGCCGGGGAUCGAACCAGCAACCCUUGGGCUACAGGGCAACCACUCUACCCACUGAGCCAUACCGCCCCAUUGUCACCAAAGUUUAGGUCAUAGAUUUAGUUUUUACCUUGACAUUUUUCAGUCCCAGGCGUACGGGAUCAACAAAGCUGGUGGAUGGCGGCUUCCUGAUCCCGACUGCCUGCCGCUCAGAUGAUGUCCCAGUCCGUGUUGUGAUCUUUUCUUUUGCAAACAGAACCGAAAAGACUCGGCUGACAGCCGUGCAAAUACUGACUAUUCAGUUCCCAAACUUUUACUUUGGGCCUAUUUUCUUUUUCUGUCCCAAAAAAUUUAAAAGGUUGAAAUAAAACAAAAAUAGAUUUUGCCUAAAAUGUAAAAAAAAUGCGUCAUCUUUAACUUUCUGCUAUAUCAGUUCAUCUACUUACUCAUCUGGUAGCAGGAACAGAGAUUUGGACCAUGGUUUUGCCUUAGCUGCCUACUGGGUGAUUAAAACAGGAUUGCUGGGUGUUGUCCUACCUCACCCCAGUUUCUGAGUGCUCCUGUAAUCAGGCCUUGUUUAUGCUCAUCUUUGGUUCUCCAUCAGUCCCGUUUGCUGCAGUGACUUUGCAGCUGGGACAGAGAUGGAGAAGUGGGAUAAGGUCUGCUAGCAUGAGUUCAUUCUUUCUGGCUGCUCCUGCAGAUCAUCUGAUCCGUGGAUGACCUGGUGAUGGGCAUUUUGGAUUAGAUUUAGAAGGAAAUAGUUUUCUGUCUCUUCAGGUCACGAUGUUGUCAGGAUUAGAAGUUAUUCAGAGAAAAAAAAACUUUUUCUUUUAUAAAUGUGCCUUUUUAAAAUAAAUGUUUUAUGAUGGAUCAAUGAUGAACUCGAAGUUUUCUGCUCCUCAUAGACACUUGGCAACUUUGUCCAGUGUCUGUUCAGUGAUUUCAGAACUUCUUACUGGUUCUAAUGUGAAAUAAAACAUAUUUUAUCUAAUCUCA